Aspergillus calidoustus is the source of this 1596-nucleotide messenger RNA. NCBI's taxonomy places the organism in Eukaryota, Fungi, Ascomycota, Eurotiomycetes, Eurotiales, Aspergillaceae. The record is from the annotation of a GenBank genome assembly.
AUGCUCGGAGACAAUCUGGAGAAGUCCAAAAACCCGCUGAAGAAGGCGAUGCGACGACGGAAUGCGAAGACAGUCACUUUCACUAGCCCAACAUACAUCGAAGCAUCUGAUGUUGAAUACUCGACGGAAGAAGAGGAGGAUGACGACGUUUCCUUCACUGACGAAUACGCAUCACGCGAUGAAUACGACGCGCGGGAUGAGCAGAACGAGGAUAUUGUUGUCGAGCCUCUGAGGCCCAAGUCGCAACGGGAUAAAGGGACACAAGAGACACAAGGCGCACACGAGACACAAGAAACGAAUGCGGCUAGCCCAGAAAAACAGAGAUCAAGCCAGGAGAUUUUUGAGCAAGAAGGUCCCACCUCUCCUACGUCUUCUGAGCUCGGCGUCAGCAGAUCGAGGAAUGGCACUCUCCGCAACACCGACUCGUUCUUCAAAGAUGAUACUGUUGAGACGAAGAAGAUAUCUCUUACUCCAAAUCUUCUUCGUGACGACACCGGUGCUGUUUCCAAUGAGCUAAGAGAGCCUCGCGUCAGUUUGGAAACACUUGAUAAAACCACUUCCAACGAAAAGGUCAAGGAUGACAAGAAGCGGAAGGAUAAGAAACCCGGAAUGCUUAGCGGUCUAUUCAAACGGAAGGAUAAGAAGUCUAAAUCGUCUGAAGAUGACGGCGAGGAUCUCCUUGAGAAGCAUUCAGCCGAGUUGUCUCGAGCAUCGCCACCACCGAAAACAUCAUCAGAGUCUGUUUCUUCCCCCGAGGCACGAACUACGAAACAAGUUGGACCCCAGAGACAGUCUAGUAAGCUUCAGAAACAACCGCCGGAUAGCGUCUCUCAGGCAAUUCGCGAUCCAUACAAGGAGCCUGUGGUCGAAUCACCCGUAACGGGAAAAGAGAUAUCGCCAAAAGAGAACCAGAGACCGGAUCAGACGAUACGCCAAGUGGUUCUUGACGAAGUGGAGGAAAUUUCCGGAUCCUCUCGUUCUAAACCCUACGAAGCAGACCGUGACGUUGUUCGGAACGCCCGUAUCCAGAGCCCUUCCAAGAAACCUAUGUCACCAAGCGAAGCUCCUAACACUCGCCAAAACCAAUCUCCCCAAGCGUUAUACUCGCAGCAAUCCAUCACAUCACCACCGCAGAGAUUUCCGCCGCAACAGAGCACAGAACCUCAAAGUCGACUUUUGGAUUCACCUAUCAGCGCAUCGUCGCCUUUGGAACGGAGCUCACCAAGCGUACCCGGCCUUACUACUGAUCUAUCGCCUUCUCGUGAGCAUCUUACUUCUCCCGAUUCACCACCCUUAUCGCCUGCAGACACCACCGACAGUCGACGCGCCGAGGCAAUUCAGACGCCAUUCGAAGUCCCCACUCCGACUUGGAGCGACGCCAGCCUGCGCUCAUACCUGGAGGAUGAUCACGAACUCCGUGACCUAUAUGUUAUUGUUUAUGAUAAUACCAACAUUCCUCCCGCGGGUCCCGAACAUCCAAUAACUGGCAACUUGUUCAAGGAUGAGAGCAAAAGGCUAAAGGAGAUGAAUAGCCAGUUGGACUCCAUGCUAUCCGACUGGGUGACUCGGAGAGUCCGCAAAUCGACGAGUCAAUGA